AUGGAAGGCGUAAAUGAGCUUGAUGCAGGUAUAUGUGAAGAAAUGACCUAUGCAGAAAUUCAAGCUAAGUAUCCUGAAGAGUUUGCUUCUAGAGAUGCGAAUAAAUUUGCUUACCGCUAUCCAAGAGGUGAAAGUUAUGAAGAUUUGGUUGCUCGCUUAGAACCUGUCAUCAUGGAACUGGAACGUCAAGGGAAUGUAUUAGUAGUUUCGCAUCAGGCUGUAUUGAGAUGUCUGUUGGCAUACUUUCUGGAUAAAUCUGCAGACGAACUGCCUUACCUGAAAGUACCUCUACAUACAAUAAUAAAGUUGACACCUGUAGCAUAUGGAUGCAGAAUGGAGUAUAUAAAUUUCUCUAUUGAUGCUUUGAUACUCAUCGUCCUAAACCUGCCAUAA
Messenger RNA from Ctenocephalides felis (cat flea), 393 nucleotides. Its product is annotated as 6-phosphofructo-2-kinase/fructose-2,6-bisphosphatase 1-like. The transcript has 3 exons. Gene Ontology annotation, molecular function: fructose-2,6-bisphosphate 2-phosphatase activity; 6-phosphofructo-2-kinase activity; ATP binding. Gene Ontology annotation, cellular component: cytosol. The record is from RefSeq and is a predicted model, not a curated record. Gene Ontology annotation, biological process: fructose 2,6-bisphosphate metabolic process. Lineage: Eukaryota; Metazoa; Arthropoda; Insecta; Siphonaptera; Pulicidae. The coding region runs from base 1 to 393 and encodes 130 amino acids.